UUUGAUUAAGAUCGUGUUAUAACUACUAUAGCUAUAAUUAUUAUUAUGUAUAUAUAUAUUAUUAAUUAUUCGGGUGAAUUUAUCUUUUUGAUAGGUGACAAUUCCUACCUGUAGGUGUGUCUACCUGCGUGUUUCAAACACGGAAGUUUAGAUUUUUCUGCUCACACACACACACGCACACACUCCCACAGAGGGAGGGUAGAGGGGGAGAGAUUACUCGCUGACUUAAAUCUGACUCGUCACUAAUCGCCGUCAAACUUUUUUUUUUUUUUCGGAGACUUUCCGGGUCUCAUCCGGACUCCGACCGAGAUGUCGUCCGCCGGACAGAUGUAUCCAGACGGGCUGGCGGGGUCGGCAGGCCCCGGGGAGAGCCUGUCGAUCCACGGCAGCUCAGAGAAGUUGAGUCCCUCCAACGUCAACCGCAUCCUGAUGGAGUUUCUGUUCUACAUCGGCAGGGCCGUGCUGUGCUUCUACCCCGUGUAUCUGACGGGCUACCUGGGCCUCAGUGUCAGCUGGGUCCUGCUCGUCAUGUUGAUGCUGACCUGGUGGGGGAAGAACCGUCAGUGGAAGGACGCCCGGAUCGGGGGCGCGCUGGACUUCGUGGACAACGAGAAGGUGGUGAUCAACAAGGAGCUGCAGAGUGCUCUGCAGAUGGCAUCAUGGGUCCAUUUUCCAGAUGUUGAGAAAGUGGACUGGCUCAACAAGGUGCUGGACCAGGCCUGGCCUUUCUUUGGGAUGUACAUGGAAAAAUUCCUCAAAGAAAAUAUCCAGCCGUCCAUCAGACUCUCCAACGCGGCCCUCAGAAUGUUUAGUUUCACCAAGGUCCACUUUGGACACAUACCCCCAAAGAUCACCGGAAUUAGAGCCUACACUGAUGAAGUGGACCAGAGGGAGGUGGUUCUGGACAUGGACAUAUGCUAUGAAGGUGACGUGGACAUCGAUACUGUGGUGAAGCCUCCGGUCACAGCAGGGGUCAAAGGCCUUAAGCUGAAGGGGAUGAUCAGAGUCAUUCUGGAACCUCUCAUUGGUGAUGUCCCUCUGGUGGGAGGAGUCACCUUCUUUUUUAUUCGUCGUCCAACUUUACAAAUUAACUGGACGGGGAUGACCAACCUGCUGGACACUCCGGCCUUCAGCUCCUUGUCCGAGGAGACCAUCGUAGACAUCAUCGCCUCACUCAUGGUGCUGCCCAACCGCAUGUGCAUCCCCCUCAUAGACCAGGUCAAAGUGGACCAGAUGAGAUUCCCACUGCCCCGGGGUGUGGUCAGGGUCCACCUGCUGGAGGCCAAAAACCUGGUGGCCAAAGACACCUACAUGUUGGGUAUGAUCAAAGGCAAAUCCGACCCUUACUCUACGCUCCGAGUCGGCAACAAUCAUUUCAAAAGCAAGACCAUCAAAGAGGAAUUGAACCCAAAAUGGAAUGAAGUGUUUGAGUUUGUCAUCCACGAGGCCCCGGGCCAGGAGCUGGAGCUGGAGAUAUUUGAUGAGGACACAGAUAAAGACGACUUCAUCGGAAAAUACAGCCUUGACUUUGGCGUGGUAAAGAAAGAGAAAGAGAUAGACAAGUGGUUCACUCUGGAGGACGUCCAGCAUGGAGAGGUUCACCUCAAACUCCAGUGGCUUUCCCUCAAAACCGACGCCAGUCUGCUGAGUCAGUCGUCAAAUGGACUAGCCUGUGCGAUGCUUGCAGUCUAUCUGGAGUCUGCGUCCAACAUACCAAAAGACCACAGUGAGAUCACUGACAACCAGAAACAUGGGAAACACCACAAGGAGGCGCGGCUCACCAGGAGAACUCCUGAUCCCAACUCCUACGUGGAGUUCUCCAUUGAUAAGGAAGUUCGAAAAAGCAAGGUGGUGUACGCGACUAAAGAUCCAGUGUGGGAGGAAGGCUUCACCUUCUUCGUCCAUGAUGUGAAAACACAGCAGCUCAACCUCCAGCUGAAAGAACCGGAGAAGAAAAACCCCCUGGGCGUUCUGACGUUGCCCCUCAGUCGCCUCCUCGACACCUCCGACAUGACUCUGGAUCAGCGCUUCCUGCUGGAGCGCUCUGGAGCAAACAGCCAGAUUAAACUGAAGGCCACUCUCAGGAUUCUCUCCCUGGAGAAACCUGCCCCUAAGAUCGACCUCAGUCCUCCUCCUCAAGUCAAACAGAAUCAACCGCAGACCAACACAGGAAGUAAUGGAUUACCUCCGUCUGCUACGUCACCUGCCGCCAACACUAACCCCAGCUCCAAGGCUACACCUCCUAACACAUUCCCAGACUCCCAGAACGGCACCCAGGCAGAUUUCCUGGCCCACCGUCGCAGCUCCUUCUUGGCGUCCGAAGCCUUGAGGAACAAACCCACCACCGUGAGCAUGCGUCGCUACGACUCCCACAGUUUACUGUCGGAGAACUCCAUCGCCUCCUCACGCUUGGACGUCUCAGAUGGGGUGUCAUAUCCAGAGGCCCUGAAGAAGUAUCAGGGUUCCCUGGGAGAGAUCCACCUGACGGUGCGGUACGCCACUCUGAGGAACAAACUCAUCGUCCUGGUCAACGCGUGCAGGAACCUGUUCCCGUGCAGUAGCAACGGCACGGAUUCCUACGUCCGCCUGUAUUUACUCCCUGACCAAAGCUGGAGACACCGCAAGAGGACGCACGUGAAGAGGAGAACGAUCAAUCCUGUCUUUAACGACAAAUUUGAGUUCAUUGUGUCCCUGGAGGAGGCACAAAGGAGGAAGUUGGACGUGUCGGUGAAAAACAGCAGAAUGUUCCACACACGGGAGAGGAAGGACAUUGGCAUGGUGAUAAUAGAACUUUCACAGAUGGAUCUGACCAAGGGCACCACAGAAUGGUAUGAGCUCACGCUGCCUGGACUGAAGAAGUCCAACUAGGAAGUGGAAUCAACCGGCCGGUGAAGCAGCAAAACAGAAGUCCUAGUCCUAGCCCUAAUUCAUAUUCAGGGAACAAAAUCCAUUGUUAUUUUUCUUGCAGCUCUGUUUUCAUUUUUUUUGGGAGCAGGGUCAGGAGGUCAUCAGGGCAAGUUUUUAAUACGCCACUGUAAAUAUCCAGUCUCCUGUUGUUUAUGUUACAUAAGCGGUCGUCUACACGUUCACUGCUUCUGUUCAAAUCUCCACUGAACUUUAUUUAAGAACAUUGUUUAAAACUACUGUUCUCAUUUACGAAUCAAUACCUAGAUUUUAUUUGGCGUUGUCAGCUCCUAAUGUUUUCACAUCGUUUUAAACUGAAGUCACUGCUGAAGGAUCCAGUAGGAAGUUUGUUUAGGACUUUUUUUUUUUUCAUUUUAAUUUUUCAAUAAUGCAAACAGAUGUGAUAUAUUAAAUUUAGGGAUGUCCGAUAUUAACUUUUUGCCGAUAUCCAAUAUGGCGAUAUUAUCCAAGCACUUAAUUUCCGAUUGCGAUAUCAACCGAUACCGAUAUAGGCCUGGUAAUAUUUAUUUAUUUAUCUGUACAAACCACUGUAUGAGUACGAGAUUAAUUAAAUAAGCUCCAAUGCUGCCAUUUAGUGACUUUUACAUUAAUAUACAGCCGUUUAUGACCAAAACUAUUUAUAGGGCGCACAUCAUUUGGCGA
Cynoglossus semilaevis (tongue sole) is the source of this 3567-nucleotide messenger RNA. RefSeq names its product extended synaptotagmin-like protein 3 (gene esyt3). NCBI's taxonomy places the organism in Eukaryota, Metazoa, Chordata, Actinopteri, Pleuronectiformes, Cynoglossidae. The record is from RefSeq and is a predicted model, not a curated record. Gene Ontology annotation, molecular function: phosphatidylethanolamine binding; calcium ion binding; calcium-dependent phospholipid binding. Gene Ontology annotation, cellular component: endoplasmic reticulum membrane. The transcript has 23 exons. Bases 310 to 2868 code for a protein of 852 amino acids. Gene Ontology annotation, biological process: lipid transport.